UCCUCGUGACCGUUUCCCUUGUGGUCACCUUAUUGUUGUUCCGUUAGUUUAUUUUGUUUAUUAGGAGCAAUGUUCUAUAUUUUUCAUUUACAAAUUACAAACAAUGCAUAGCUCUAUCUUCAGAUUCACUACUUCUGUUCAUCCAAAAACUUGGGAGACAAGACAGUUUUCAUUCCGGGUUGGUUUCAGAGAGGCUGAUAAAGAAACAAGAUGUUGUGAAUCAGAUCAAAACCUUGAAGGUACUCUGUCUUAAAAGAGAAAAAAAUGUCUAGGAGUGAUGAUAGAUAUGUCGAACGUGAGGUCUCUUCAAAACAUUGUCAAAACAUCCAUCAUCUGGAAGAACAAACGUCAGCAUCUUCUUGGGAGAAGCCUUUCCAAUGUGGGAUGUGCUUAAAGUGUUUCUCUUACAAGUGUCGAAUUAAGCAGCAUAUGAGGAUCCACAUUGGUGAACGACCAUAUCAGUGUGAGGUGUGCAGAAAGUGUUUUCUUGAGAAAAGACACUUGAAAAAGCAUAUAUUAAUUCACAUUGGAGUUAAGAAUUUCAAAUGUGAUGUGUAUGCAAAAUCAUUCCUACAUAGUUCCCUCUUGAAUGCACAUACGGGUGUUAUGCCUUUGAAGUGUGAGGUGUGUGCAAAGCGUUUAUCACAAACACAAUCCUUAAAAAGCAACACGGUGCUUCAUACUUGUCUUAGGCCACUCAAAUGUGAAGUAUGUGCAAAAUAUUUCUCACAAAAUGUUGACUUAAAACGACAUAUGUUAGUUCACACUGGUGUUAAGAAUUUCAAAUGUGAGGUAUGUGCAAAACUUUUCACACACAAUACCGACUUGAAACGACACAUGUUGAUUCACACAGGUGUUAAGAAUUUCAAAUGUAAGGUAUGUGCAAAAUGUUUCUCACUAAAUGCAAUCUUGAAACAACAUAUGUUAGUUCACACAGGUGUUAGGAAUUUCAAAUGUGAGGUAUGUGUAAAAUGUUUCUCACAAAUUACCCACUUGAAACAACAUAUGUUGGUUCAUACUGGUGUUAAAAAUUUCAAAUGUGAGGUAUGUGCAAAAUGUUUCUCACGAAAUGGCCACUUGCAAGAACAUAUGAACAUUCACAAUGGUGUGAAGAAUUUCAGAUGUGAGGUAUGUGCAAAAUGUUUCUCACUAAAUACAAUCUUAAAACAUCAUAUGUUAGUUCACACUUCUGUUAAGAAUUUCAAAUGUGAGGUAUGUGCAAAAUGUUUCUCACAAAAUAGUGACUUGCAACGACACAUGUUGGUUCAUACUGGUGUUAAGAAAUUCAAAUGUGAGAUAUGUGCAAAAUGUUUCUCACAAAAUAGCGACUUGAAACGACAUAUAUUGGUUCACACUGUUGUUAAGAAUUUCAGAUGUGAAGUAUGUGCAAAAUGUUUCUCAAACAAUGACAAAUUGAAACAACAUAUGGACAUUCACAAUGGUGUUAAGAAUUUCAAAUGUGAGGUAUGUGCAAAAUGUUUCUCACAAAAUAGCCACUUGAAACAACAUAUGUUGGUUCACACUGGUGUAAAGAAUUUUAAAUGUGAAGUAUGUGCAAAGUGUUUCUCACAAAAUAACACCUUGAAACAACAUAUGUUGGUUCACACUGGUGUUAAGAAUUUCAGAUGUGAGGUAUGUGCAAAAUGUUUCUCAAGCAAUGGCAAAUUGAAACGACAUAUGGACAUCCACACUGGUGUUAAGAGUUUCAAGUGUGAGGUAUGUGCGAAAUGUUUCUCACAAAAUGCCACCUUGAAACAACAUAUGUUAGUUCAUACAGGUGUUAAGAGUUUCAAAUGUGAGAUAUGUGCAAAAUGUUUCCCAAGGAAUACCAACUUGAAACAACAUAUGAAGAUUCACACUGGUGAUAAGAAUUUCAAAUAUUUUGGUUCACGCUAUUAUUAAGAGUUAAAUGUGUGUGCUAAAUAGCAGGUUAAUCAUCAUAUGUUUGUUCACAUAGGUAAUAAACAGUUCUAGUGUGACAUGUGCCCAAAAUGUUUCUCUCA
Messenger RNA from Gigantopelta aegis, 2003 nucleotides. Its product is annotated as zinc finger protein 665-like. NCBI's taxonomy places the organism in Eukaryota, Metazoa, Mollusca, Gastropoda, Neomphalida, Peltospiridae. The record is from RefSeq and is a predicted model, not a curated record. The transcript has 2 exons. Gene Ontology annotation, molecular function: RNA polymerase II cis-regulatory region sequence-specific DNA binding; DNA-binding transcription factor activity. Gene Ontology annotation, biological process: regulation of transcription by RNA polymerase II. Bases 265 to 1902 code for a protein of 545 amino acids.